AUGCAAGUGACUGGUUGUAGUUGUCUACAGUCUGGGGUUGCCGCGAAAUGUCCUUUACUUGCGCCGCAAUGUAAUUCACCGACAGCACCGAAUGAAGUUGUGCCAAUUAGCCCAUUCAAUGGAGGUCAGCUCUUGUGGGGCCAAGGCUGUAUCGAUGCUAAUGUUCCAUGCAAUGCUUGCUAUAUUUGGUUUGGCUCUCUGUGUCGUUGUCUAAAAAACUCCGCAGAUUGCACUCUUGCACAGCCAAACGUAGUGGGCGACCCAAUAUGGGCGCUACUGUCGAAUAAGGCUGCCCACGGGUUGAUCACUACAUCACAAAAGCUGCCUGGAAUCCUGCAAUUGAAACAAGCGCCUGAACCAAAUAGAGGCUGGCAACUCGGACAGUCCGUAUUGAGGAACCCGCCGACAACCCCCGCGCAAUACACGAGGAAGACAGGCGCUCUAGCUAUGAACUCGGUCUCAACGCGAACCGAGGAGCAGAUUCAUAUCCACGUGUGCAACAACCCGACUAGUGUCAUUCGGACCAUACUAUCGCGGCUGCCACGGGCCGGCUAUACGCAAUCGACACUAGUUCCAUUGCCACUUGGUUUCCCUGCAGGCUCUGAAUUGCGGUGUCAAAUAUCACCACAACCAGGCAUGGACAUUAAUGUGGCAAAUGCAAUACUAAAAUACCUGGGCCCUCUCCAUUCUUAUGGCUGUGAGCAGUUCCGCGUGGGAGCUGGGCUUAUUAUCGAUAAUUAUGAUUACACUUGGGCGUGUGUUACUACCGGCACUAGAGGGGCAGAGGACCUUUUCUGUCGUUUAUGA
This is a messenger RNA of Penicillium lagena, 807 nucleotides long. RefSeq lists its product as uncharacterized. The record is from RefSeq and is a predicted model, not a curated record. The transcript has a single exon. Lineage: Eukaryota; Fungi; Ascomycota; Eurotiomycetes; Eurotiales; Aspergillaceae. Bases 1 to 807 code for a protein of 268 amino acids.